AUGCUUCAACCCCGAAUCGCCCUCCGGGCUGUCCAGCUGCCUUUCAGGUGUUUACCAUCUGUUCCAGCUCGGCGCUUCGCCUCUGUUAUAAACGAAAAAGAGACCCCUCCAGGAGCAGCCUCAACACCAGCGUUUGAUUCUGCCGCCGCUUUCGAUCCCCCUCCAACCCGUGAUGAAUCUGGGGUCCUUUUGCGCACAUACACUCCCCGAACCCCCGGUAUUCGACAUUUGCGCCGACCAGUCAACGACCACCUAUGGAAGGGCCGUCCUGUUCACAAAUUGACCUUCCCCAAACGUGGCCACGCUAAGGGUGGUCGUAAUAACAGCGGUAGAGUCACUGUUCGACACAUGGGUGGUGGUCACAAGCGCCGAAUCCGAACCGUUGACUUCCUGCGUAUGGACCCCGGUCCCCAGUUGGUCGAGCGCAUCGAGUAUGAUCCGGGCCGCACUGCUCACAUUGCACUGCUCCGGAACAAGGAUACCGGUAAGCUGAGUUACAUUAUUGCAGCCGACGGUAUGCGGGCAGGUGAGGUAGUGCAAAGCUACAUGUCUGGUAUCCCAGAGGAUUUGUGGAAGAGCAUGGGUGGGAGCGUGGAUCCUGGUGUGCUAGCAGCCCGAACUGCAUGGCGUGGGAACUGUCUCCCUUUACAUAUGAUCCCUGUUGGCACCUUUGUGUUCAAUGUCGGCCUGCGGGUUGGCAAGGGCGGCCAGCUCUGUCGCAGUGCAGGCACGUAUGCCACUGUCAUUGCCAAGGAAAAAGAGCUGGACACCUCAGGGCCAGAAAAAGAAGAGCAGAAGACCCUUACGGCGUGGGAGAAGCAGAAGCAAGCCAACGAGAAACAACGACAAGAUCACCUUGCUCAACACAUCACUGUCCGUCUCUCCAGUGGUGAGGUUCGACUUAUUCACAGGGAUUGCUGUGCCACUGUUGGUGUUGCUAGUAACCCUAAUUACCAUUACACUCAGUUGGGUAAGGCUGGUCGUUCUCGUUGGAAGAACAUUCGUCCCACUGUUCGUGGUGUGGCCAUGAACGCCAUGGACCACCCUCACGGUGGUGGUCGUGGUAAGUCGAAGGGUAACGUGGACCCCAAGAGUCCAUGGGGUAUUCCGACCAAAUCUGGUUACAAGACCCGUCCGAAGUGGAAGGUCAACAAAGCCGUCGUGCACCCGAGACCCCGUAACCAGGGCCAACGCCGUCGUGGCUACAACUAG
Messenger RNA from Penicillium chermesinum, 1212 nucleotides. RefSeq names its product mitochondrial 54S ribosomal protein uL2m. The transcript is spliced from 3 exons. Gene Ontology annotation, cellular component: ribosome. The record is from RefSeq and is a predicted model, not a curated record. Gene Ontology annotation, biological process: cytoplasmic translation. Gene Ontology annotation, molecular function: structural constituent of ribosome; RNA binding. Bases 1 to 1212 code for a protein of 403 amino acids. NCBI's taxonomy places the organism in Eukaryota, Fungi, Ascomycota, Eurotiomycetes, Eurotiales, Aspergillaceae.